AUGUUAAUAUGCGCUGCCGAACUGACCACAGCUUAUAAAGUCGUAAAGCACCACCAAUCGUUUAGCUCUUUAGAUUGUACGACAAAACUGAAUGCCGUAAUGUAUCCUGAUUCAAGUAUCGCAGCAAAACAAUCAACUGCAAGAACAAAAGCUACUGCUAUCAUUAAACACAUUUUAGCUCCACACUCGAUCGCGCAAAUUAAAACAGAAGUCGAAAAAGUUCCUUUUUACGGCAUUUCAACCGAUUCUAGCAAUCACAAAGCCGAAAAGUUAUUUCCACUGCUGAUACAGUACUUUACGGAAAAAGAAGGACUGCAAAUUAAAUUACUAAAAAUAGACUCAUUGCCGAAUGAAACAUCUGAUACAAUCACUUCAUUUUGUAUAAAAUCGUUGCAGGAUCAGAACAUCCCCGUACAAAAUAUUGUUGCUUUCAGCGGGGAUAACACAAACACUAACUUUGGCGGAAGAGAUAGUCAAGCAUUUCUGAUUGAAAAACAAAUUAAAAAGAUUGAAAAAUCAGUUAUUACCAUUGUUGAAGUGAAAAAUGUAUUACAGGAUACAAAAAAACAGUUGAGUGACAGAUUGAUAAAUAAAUAUUUAGGCAAUCAAACAACACAACUUUAUAACAAACUAAAGAAUGAAGGCACAAUUAAUACAAGUCAAUCCGAAACAUUUGACAAAGAAACAGGAGAUUUCUUUAACACUGCUAUAUGUUAUCUCGAACAGUGGACAGAGCCGAUGACAAAAUUUGAUGUUUUCGCUUGGAUGAUUUUAAAUGAUAUUCCUCAAUGGCAACAAGUAGAAGAAACUACAAAAUAUUUAAAUGAAAAGGAUAUAGGAAUAGAUGAUUCAAUGUAUGAAGAAUUUAUGUACUUAAAAUCGUUUAUUGAAUGUGAAAUCAGCGAUGAAUGGAAAGCUAAAAAUAUGGAAGCAAAAUGGAAACACUUUUUUUGA
Parnassius apollo (apollo) is the source of this 954-nucleotide messenger RNA. The record is from the annotation of a GenBank genome assembly. NCBI's taxonomy places the organism in Eukaryota, Metazoa, Arthropoda, Insecta, Lepidoptera, Papilionidae.